AUGACCGACGAGAAAAAAGCCAUUCUUAUACAGGAGAUCGCUUUGCGUCCUUUAAUAUGGAAGAUCAGUCAUCCGAAUUAUGAUGAUGUUGAAAAGCGUUGGCUUGCUUUCGAAGAAAUUGCACGCUUAUUGUCUGAUGAGCAAGUGAUAUUUACAAGCGAUAUGGUUAAAUUGACUUGGAAGAAUUUGAUGGAUUAUUAUAAUGAAUUACAAAAAAGAUAUAAUCGGAUAGUCGCAGCUGGAAUGGAUCCUCCAGAAUUUAAAUGGCAGUUUUUUCAUAUGUUGCAUUUUGCAAGACAAGAUAAAGCAUUUGUGAAGAGAAAAUAUAAUUAUAUGCAGCCAUCAAAGGUAACGCUUGAGAAUGCAAGCGCAUCUUUCAAUCAGUCGUGUGACUAUUCGCCAAAUUUUCAACAAAGUUCUCUAAUAAAUGUUAAAACUGCCAAUGGCAGCAAGCAUAUAGUCAUCUUACCUAUGAAACAGUCAGAAUGCACAAUUCCACAAUUCGAGCGGUUUAGCGGGAUAACUGCGCAUCACGAUGUAUCGAAUGGAUUUACAGGAAAAAGUACAAAACAGACCAAUGAUGAGCAAAUUGUUGGAAAUUCGUUUCCAGCUCAUUAUGCUAAAAUAGAUCAGAAACCUGUUGCUGCUCUUGAUUCAAUAUCCAGCUUUGCCAGGUAUAUUGCUGCUAGGCUCUAUCUAGUAAAGGACAAAUGUCCUUCGAAAUAUUUAUCACUAUGCUAUGCGAUCGAUGGGACAAUUAAGAAAGCGAUGAGAGAAAUAAAUAUCGUUCUGGACAGUUAA
Messenger RNA from Dracunculus medinensis (Guinea worm), 801 nucleotides. The record is from the annotation of a GenBank genome assembly. NCBI's taxonomy places the organism in Eukaryota, Metazoa, Nematoda, Chromadorea, Rhabditida, Dracunculidae.